This is a messenger RNA of Diorhabda carinulata, 2077 nucleotides long. Its product is annotated as growth hormone secretagogue receptor type 1-like. Gene Ontology annotation, molecular function: G protein-coupled receptor activity. Gene Ontology annotation, cellular component: plasma membrane. Gene Ontology annotation, biological process: G protein-coupled receptor signaling pathway. Lineage: Eukaryota; Metazoa; Arthropoda; Insecta; Coleoptera; Chrysomelidae. The coding region runs from base 185 to 1555 and encodes 456 amino acids. The record is from RefSeq and is a predicted model, not a curated record. The transcript is spliced from 4 exons.
UGAAAAUGAAUUUUUAUUAACCAUUCUCGAAUAUUUGUGAGACUGAUAAUGAAAAAAAUUUUCGGGUGAAACCUUACUGAUAAUAGUGACAGUUAAGAAAGAAAGGAGUUUUAAUGCAAGGAUUAUCCAGUCAACACCCUCUUACUAUCCAAUGAGUAAUAAACUUCAUCACUAAAACGAUGUCAUGAUUUCAACAACGACGUCACUUUCCACGACGUCUGUUUUAAAUGCAACUCCUUUAUCUAUAACUGAUUUAAAUGCUACUACCUCCAACUAUCUUUACUCCCCUUCGGCUUUAGAUGUCUUCAAUAUAAGCAACAAUGUUACCAAUUUCACAGAGGGUAUAUAUCCAGUCUUCCCUAGUUAUAUUAGAACUACUUCUAUGGUGUUUUGUAUUAUCAUAAUGUGUCUUGGUGUUAUUGGGAACGUCAUGGUGCCCAUAGUGAUAUUUAAAACGAAAGAUAUGAGGAAUAGUACUAAUAUUUUUUUAGUGAAUUUGAGUGUGGCGGAUUUGAUGGUGUUGUUGGUUUGUACUCCAACGGUACUAGUAGAAGUAAAUUCUAUACCUGAGACGUGGGUACUUGGAAGGGAGAUGUGUAAAGCAGUUCCCUUUGUAGAACUGACUGUAGCCCAUGCGUCGGUGUUGACUAUUCUAGCCAUUAGCUUCGAACGUUACUACGCCAUUUGCAAACCGUUGAAAGCGGGUUACAUAUGUACCAAGGCCCGUGCAUCACUUAUUUGUUUACUAGCUUGGUUUGUAGCAGCUGUUUUUACCAGUCCAAUUUUGGCAAUAACCCAGUACAGCACAGAAAAGUACAUCGAUGGUUCCUUAGUAUUUGUCUGCUUCAGUUUAGUUGAAGAUCUAUUUCCUUGUAUAUUUUUCAUAGGAUCGGUUGUAGUAUUUUUCAUUUUCCCAUUGGGUAUACUAAUUUGCGUUUACGCUCUUAUAGCUAGUUCCUUAAUGGCUCAACCUCUAGUUAUGAUAGCAUCGAGAAAUAAUACUGUACCAGCACAGAACGUAAUAAAAUAUAGAAAACAAGUCAUUUUAAUGCUGGGUACAGUGGUUCUAGCUUUUUUCAUUUGCCUAUUACCUUUCCGUGCGCUUACACUUUGGAUUAUCAUAGCUCCUGCAGGAUCUAUCAUUGAACUAGGAUUCGAAAGAUACUACAACAUCCUUUAUUUCUCUCGAAUUAUGUUUCACAUUAACUCAGCCGUUAAUCCGAUUCUCUAUAACAUAAUGAGUUCUAAAUUCCGUGGUGGAUUCUUCAAAUUAUGUGGCGCUAAAAAGUUCAGGCAGAGGUAUCUGAAGAAGCCGGAAAUCACCAGAAAAAGUACCAGUUCUUCCACUCAUACUUCUUCUCAGCAGACUUCGGAGAGUUUCCUGAAAAACAGUCGCAACUAUUCUAGACAGUCAAGUAGUCUUAAAGAAGUUAAAGAAGAGGAAGACACAUCGAACAAGAAAAAUUUAGUUAAAAAUGUUUAUGUAAGGGCUCCGAUUGAAAUCGUUGCUGGUAUUAAUGGUGAGAAACUUCCGAGUGGGGAAAUAUAUGUUUGAUAAAACGAAUGUAUUUUUUAGUUUAUAUUCUGAUUAAAAAGGCGAAGUUGUAAGAAAAUAAUAUGAGGAAUUUUCAUGAAUAAUAUUAAGUUAAUUUUAACUGAAACUAUAUGAAAAGAGAAAUAUUUAAAAAACUGAUCGUAAAAAGUGUAUGUUUUGGACUGUUUAAGUCAAAGUUUAAAAUCUUGAUAAAUGGAAUUUCGAAAUUCAAUCCACGAUGGAUACUCAAACUUGUGGACUCAAAUAAAACUGAAUUGCAGAUGAUUCGUAUUAAUAUGGAUGCCAUUCUUUUUUUUAAACUUUCGUGGCAAUAUAGAUGAAAAUAAGCCAUAUUGAACUAUCCAGCAGAGAUUUCAGAAAAAAAAUGCAAUAGUAGAGGUAGCUCUUAAUAUGGUUGAUAAUUAUAAAUAUGCUUGGGAAUUGGCAUAUCGUCAGCUUAAGUAGCAAACCUCGUAACUCCAUAAUACUAAAUUUUACAGUAGACACAAAAGAAUUAGUGAAGACUUGACCUAUUUUUUCAAA